AGACAAAUGAAAUUCUGGAGCUGCAGCGGAUGCGAAUGAAGGAUGAGAUCCGAGAGUAUAAGUUCCGAGAGGCCAGACUGCUCCAGGACUACACCGAGCUGGAGGAAGAGAACAUAACUUUACAGAAACUGGUCUCGACACUGAAGCAAAACCAGGUUGAAUAUGAAGGCCUGAAACAUGAGAUCAAGCGCUUUGAGGAAGAAACGGUGCUCCUAAAUAGUCAGCUGGAGGAUGCUAUUCGGCUAAAGGAAAUAGCAGAACAUCAACUGGAAGAAGCUCUGGAUACACUGAAGAAUGAGCGUGAGCAGAAGAACAACCUGAGGAAAGAGCUAGCACAGUACAUCAACAUCAAUGACAGUAUGUACAACAACCACAUCAACAUUGCUGUGGAUGGAUUGAAGUUCUCAGAAGAUGGAGAGGCUAACAACGAGGAAAAGAUGAAUGGACACAUUCAUACCCCUCUUGUCAAAAUAAAUGGGGAUUAUCGGACUCAGGCAGUUCGCAAGGGGGAGUCACAUCAUCCAGUCUCUGACCUCUUCAGUGAGUUGAAUAUAUCAGAAAUGCAAAAACUCAAACAGCAGCUUAUUCAGGUUGAAAGGGAAAAAGCAAUUCUGUUAACCAACCUACAAGAGUCUCAGACUCAGCUGGAACAUACAAAAGGAGCCCUUAACAGAGCAGCACGAACGGGUCCAUAGACUUACAGAAAACAUGAAUUCCAUGAGGAGGCUCCACAGCGCCAAAGAGCUGGACUCUGAUAAAGCUAAAGUGUCUGGAGAGGAGACUCAUGACUAUGAGGUUGACAUUAAUGGCCUGGAGAUCCUGGAAUGCAAAUAUAAAGUUGCCGUUACAGAGGUGAUAGACCUCAAAGCAGAACUUAAAGCCUUAAAGGAAAAAUACAAUAAGCAUGCAGAGAGCUACACAGAAGAGAAGACAAAGCUGGAUUUGAGGAUCCAGAUCUACGACGAACGGGUUAUGGGUCUGGAGAAGGCCCGUAGGGAGAGUAGUGACAAACUGAUUCUGUUGGAGAGGGAGCUACAGAUAAUGACUGCUAUAGCAAAUGAAACCCAUAACACCCUUAAUACAGCUCAGGAUGAGUUAGUGACUUUUAGUGAAGAAUUAGCCCAACUCUACCAUCAUGUAUGUCUAUGUAACAAUGAAACACCAAACAGAGUUAUGUUGGACUACUACAGGCAAAGUAAGGGUACCCGUAGUGGAAGCUUGAAGGGUCCAGAUGACCCCAGAGGACUUCUAUCCCCAAGGCUGGCCAGGCGGGGUAUGGCUUCUCCAGUGGAGGCAAGAAGCCCUUGUGAAUCAGUCCCAAAAGAUAGUAUAGAUUCCAGUAGGGAGCCCACUCCUCAAAAGUCUGCUACUGUUUCCCCUGUCAUCACUGCCCCCCCAUCCUCCCCUGUAUCUGAAUCUAGUGAUAUUCGUAAGGAGCCAAUGAACAUCUACAACCUCAAUGCCAUAAUCAGGGAUCAAAUUAAACAUUUGCAAAAGGCCGUGGACAAGUCCUUACAGUUGUCACGCCAGCGGGCUGCAGCUAGGGAAUUGGCGCCAAUGAUUGAUAAAGACAAGGAAGCCUUAAUGGAGGAGAUCCUCAAACUAAAGUCUUUGCUUAGCACCAAACGGGAACAAAUAGCAACUCUUAGAGCUGUGUUAAAGGCAAACAAACAGACUGCAGAAGUUGCUCUUGCAAAUUUGAAAAAUAAGUAUGAAAAUGAAAAGACCAUGGUGACAGAAACAAUGACAAAGCUGAGGAACGAGCUGAAGGCCCUGAAGGAGGAUGCAGCCACAUUCUCUUCACUCAGAGCCAUGUUUGCCACCAGGUGUGAUGAGUAUGUGACACAACUGGAUGAGAUGCAGAGACAGCUAGCAGCCGCAGAGGAUGAGAAGAAGACUCUGAACUCUCUGUUACGGAUGGCAAUUCAACAGAAACUGGCACUAACACAGAGGCUUGAAGACCUGGAAUUUGACCACGAGCAAUCCUGGCGUUCCAAAGGCAAGGCGGGAAAAAGCAAGAUUGGCAGUCCCAAACAGUUCCCAGCUCCAGUUGGCAGGAACCCGCUUCACACGUAUUGCAGCAAGCUUCCGUUCCAAGCAUCACAGGACAGGCCACCACUCAGGGUUCCAACAGCUUCAUCAUCAGCCAACUCCAGCCCAGAGAAGUCCUCUACACUCCUCUUCCACCAGCUAUCAGCCUCAAGGAGCACUGGACAGCUUAAUACACAAUGCUUCUCUUCGUCUUCCAACCAAAGCUAUACUUACAGUGAGGAAUCUUCUAUCUCCCGGCAACAAAGGAACCUCUUCGGGCUUACAGCUUCAUCAUCUACACCAUCAUCACCCAGAACCAGAGAUGCUCACUCUCUUUCUGCCACUCCUCUUUGUACCAGGCAAAAAGCUGCCUGUCUCCUGGAUUUGUUCUCCAGAACGUAAAAGAGGGCAGGAGGAACAGUGA
Staurois parvus is the source of this 2455-nucleotide messenger RNA. The record is from the annotation of a GenBank genome assembly. Lineage: Eukaryota; Metazoa; Chordata; Amphibia; Anura; Ranidae.